GCAGCAGCGGCGCGCCGGCGCGCCACGCCCCUGUGCGAUGUGCCGGUGCGAGAAGGGACAGGCAGUCAGUCAGCCAGAAGCAGAGCAGAAGGGCCAAGGGCCAGAAGCAGAAGUAGCGAGCCUAGCAGCGGCAGCUCCUCUCCGUAUAGCACCGCUCUUCGACCUCAAGACGCAGUUUGACCUCCCUCAGAAAGCCCAACACGGCGCUUCCCGGUCCCGGUUUCCCAACACAGCGAUGGAGCUGGAGCAGCUGCCCGACGAGGUGGUGAUGCUGGUGCUUGGGUACGUGGCCGUCGACGACCUCUUCGCGUUCCGGCUCGUGUGCAAGCGACUCGGCGGCCUGGCUCUGCACCCCGGAGUGUGGCGGCACAGACGACGUGCCACUGACCGUCGCACCAUCUCCAACGACCCCGACGGCCCCAAGAAGCUGUGUCGGCUGCUGCGCCUGGCGCCGCGCCUGGCCUCGCUGUACGUCCCCGUCGAGUCGACACAGGACCACCACUUCCCGCUGUACGCCACGACCAGGUGCGCGGUGCGCCGGCUCAACUUGGACGUGUCCCACGCCGGGAGCGUGCCCGCCGCACUGAUCGUGCGCAACCAGGAGGCGCUCGGCCACCUGACGGUCGUCGUGCUCACGUUCUUUUCAACGGUGGUCGACGCUGCCGUGCUCCUCGGGACGUUGGCGUCGACGUCCGUCUUGAAGAAGCUCGAGGUGCGGCACGGCUGGCUGGUCGACGGACUAUCCGCGGGCAGCCUGCACUAUUCCGUGGCCCGGCCGUCCCUCACGUACUUUAAGUGUCAUCUCACGUCAGAUACACAGCCCUUCGUCGACCUGGUACUGGCUGGGCACGCUGCUACCCUGGAAACGGUCGACCUCGGAGGACCUCGUCACAUCAGUCACAUCACGACCUCGACGGGGUGCUUGCCCGCCUGUAUGCCCAACCUCCGUGACCUCAACUGCUCGCUGCUCCCCGGCAUGGAGACGCUCGCCCCGUCGCUGACCAAUGUGACGCUGCACGUGACGCCCGAGAUGCGACUCGGAGUCCUCGGGGCCGCGGAGAUGCUGCGGCGCGCCUCCAAGCUCCGCUACCUCACCUUGAAGUACUGCCCCGCGGCCCGCACCUCAGCUUACGUCGGGGUCGAUCUGGUCGAGGCCCUGGCGCUGUCGGGACGGUCCGCCGUGCAGGUGCUGGACAUCGACAACGAUCGCGAGAACGAGCUCGCCGACGAAGAGAACGACGACGGGGUGGAGUACCUCCCUCAGCUGCAGCCGCUGGUCAGGGCGCUGCCCUCUCUGCCGGCCCUGCGCCACCUCAUGCUGUCCGUGUACGUCCCUCCGGACGAGCUGCUGCUGGCCAUCACGCCGCAGACGGCGCCGGCCCUGCGGGAACUCAUGCUGUAUCCCAUGCGGUGGCUGCCUGCUCGCUGCGCCCACGACUGGCGCCAUAAGGACUCGGUCCAGACCCUUCUGUCUCGCAAUCCUGUGCUCAAGUUUAGCGUGCUCACGUCGCCGUACUGCCUCAAGGGCCAGCGCUGUGGAGCCUGCGCGCAGGGCUGCCACAACACGCUGUGGGAGUGGGAUUGGGACUUGGAGUUUGACGAGCAUGGAGACGUUAACAGAUCAGAAUUUCAAGACCUUAUUCAUAUUCGAUGAAGUGGUCACAGUUUUUUUUUUUAACCUAGUCAUAUUAAAUGUUUUGUCGCUAAAUGUUCUUGAUUGUAUGAUUCAUGUUUAAAAGAACCUUUUUCUGAGAAAAAAAGACAACUACUACAGCUACC
Molecule: messenger RNA, 1779 nt
Organism: Frankliniella occidentalis (western flower thrips)
Lineage: Eukaryota; Metazoa; Arthropoda; Insecta; Thysanoptera; Thripidae
Exons: 2
Coding region: 38-1654 (538 amino acids)
Molecular function (GO): protein binding
Source: RefSeq, a predicted model, not a curated record